This is a messenger RNA of Sorghum bicolor (sorghum), 2167 nucleotides long. RefSeq names its product diacylglycerol O-acyltransferase 1-2. The coding region runs from base 48 to 1520 and encodes 490 amino acids. The transcript has 16 exons. Gene Ontology annotation, molecular function: diacylglycerol O-acyltransferase activity. The record is from RefSeq and is a predicted model, not a curated record. Gene Ontology annotation, biological process: triglyceride biosynthetic process. Gene Ontology annotation, cellular component: endoplasmic reticulum membrane; chloroplast envelope. Lineage: Eukaryota; Viridiplantae; Streptophyta; Magnoliopsida; Poales; Poaceae.
CCCCCAAGUCCCGCACCCGCUCCCGGACCUUCUGGAACCUUCCUCGCAUGGCCCCGCCCCCCUCCAUGGCCGCCGCCUCCGAUCGCGCCGUCCCCGGCGCCGACGCGACCGAGGCGUCCUCCCUCCGCCUCCGCCGCGCCCCCUCAGCCGACGCCGGCGACCUUGCCGACGAUUCCUCAGGAGACCGGCGGGAGAACGGCGAGCCGCAACCGCCGCAGGAGCAGCAGCAGCAGCACGAGAUGCUGUACUACCGCGCGUCGGCGCCCGCCCACCGCCGCGUCAAGGAGAGCCCCCUCAGCUCCGACGCCAUCUUCCGGCAGAGCCAUGCUGGUCUUCUGAAUCUAUGCAUCGUUGUUCUGAUUGCAGUGAACAGCAGACUCAUUAUUGAGAAUUUAAUGAAGUAUGGCCUAUUGAUAAGAGCUGGAUUUUGGUUUAGUGCAAGAUCGCUGGGUGACUGGCCCCUUCUAAUGUGCUGCCUCACUUUACCAGUUUUCCCACUUGUUGCCCUCAUGGCUGAGAAGCUGAUUAGAAGAAAGCUCAUUGGUGAACAUGUGGUUAUUCUACUCCAUAUCAUUAUUACAACAUCUGUCAUUGUCUAUCCAGUUGUUGUGACUCUUAAGUGCGACUCAGCAGUGCUAUCUGGAUUCUUGCUAAUGUUUCUUGCGAGCAUCAUGUGGAUGAAGCUUGUCUCUUAUGCACAUACAAAUUAUGAUAUAAGGGCAUUGUCCAAAAGUACUGAAAAGGGUGCUGCAUAUGGAAAUUAUGUCGAUCCUGAGAGUAUGAAAGAUCCAACCUUUAAAAGUCUAGUGUACUUCAUGUUGGCCCCAACACUUUGUUACCAGCCAACUUAUCCCCGAACUACAUGUAUUAGGAAGGGUUGGGUGACCCGACAACUUAUAAAGUGCCUGGUUUUUACAGGCUUGAUGGGCUUCAUAAUUGAGCAAUAUAUAAACCCAAUUGUGAAGAAUUCCAAACAUCCACUGAAAGGGAAUUUCUUGAAUGCUAUAGAAAGAGUCUUAAAACUCUCAGUGCCAACAUUAUAUGUAUGGCUUUGCAUGUUCUAUUGCUUUUUUCAUUUAUGGCUGAACAUUCUAGCUGAACUCCUCUGUUUCGGUGACCGUGAAUUCUACAAGGACUGGUGGAAUGCCAAAACUGUUGAAGAGUACUGGAGGAUGUGGAACAUGCCUGUUCAUAAAUGGAUCAUCAGACACAUAUAUUUUCCAUGUAUAAGGAAAGGCUUUUCCAGGGGUGUAGCUAUUCUAGUCUCGUUUCUGGUUUCAGCUGUAUUUCAUGAGAUAUGUAUUGCGGUGCCGUGCCACAUUUUCAAAUUCUGGGCAUUUUCUGGGAUCAUGUUUCAGAUACCGUUGGUAUUCUUGACAAGAUAUCUCCAGGCUACGUUCAAGAAUAUAAUGGUGGGCAACAUGAUAUUUUGGUUCUUCUUCAGUAUAGUCGGGCAGCCGAUGUGUGUCCUUUUAUACUACCAUGAUGUCAUGAACAGGCAGGCCCAGGCAAGUAGAUAAUUCGGCAGAAACAUGUACUUUAAGACAAGUUAUCAGAAGCAGACUGGAGCGACGCAGCAGGAAGCAGCAGCAGCAGCAGGCCAGCAGCCCCCCUUUGCCAUUGUUACCAGCUAGCUAGUCAGCUUGCAAAUGCUCCCAUUCCAGGCGACCGUGCUGGGGAUGCAGCGUGUACAUUACCAGCGAUGCAACGUCAACGGUUAUCAAGCAGUGCUCAUGACAUAUGGACUUUGUACACUUUUCAGUCUAUAUGUCAGCAGUGCUGUGUGCAUAAUGUCGUGCUAGAUGUAGUAUGUACAAUGUACGGCACGACUUGAGGUCAAAAUGAGCUGCCAAAUGAAAGAAGGCUCACGUCUUUGGGAUACAGGGAGAGCGACUUCCAUAGAACAGACAUCAAAACCUGAUGAACUUGUUCUGAGCCCUGAUACAUGGCUUCAGGUAACUUCUUGUGAUCCUGUGACGUCGUGUACAAACAUUGCUGGAAGGAAUAAUGAACCGGCAUCCCUUUUAGAUUUGUGUAUUUUCUUUCUGAGAAAUUUGGGUGUCUUGGCCAAACUUGGAUACCUGUUCGCUUGUUUAUGGCUUGUUCGCUUGUCUAUGUAUGAACAGUAUUGAUUUAUUGUGAGAAAAAAUCUAUAUAAUCCAUCAAA